Molecule: messenger RNA, 1065 nt
Organism: Exophiala spinifera
Lineage: Eukaryota; Fungi; Ascomycota; Eurotiomycetes; Chaetothyriales; Herpotrichiellaceae
Exons: 2
Coding region: 1-1065 (354 amino acids)
Biological process (GO): protein import into mitochondrial intermembrane space
Cellular component (GO): mitochondrial intermembrane space
Molecular function (GO): protein-disulfide reductase activity
Source: RefSeq, a predicted model, not a curated record
AUGUUUCGUCCAGCGGCGCGAAGCAUUCUGCGCUCCGCAGCUCCCUCUUCUCUUGCUCCAGCCCGGACGGUAGCCGGACGAAGAUUUGCCAGCACAUCGCCUGUUAAUGCUCGGAGGUCCUGGAAGAGCAGCGCUGUGAGAUGGGGUCUUGCAGGCGCAUUGAUAUACUAUUACAACACAAGUCCCGUGUUCGCGGAACAGCCUCAACAUAACCUUUUGAACCCUAAUCUCGAUGCCUACGAAGACGCAACCAGUGCCACAUCAUUGGAGGAGUUGACAUCGCGACGAGCCCGACAAGCCGAGGGAAAUGCAGCUGCCGUAAAGUCCACCGCCAAUAGCCUUUCAUCCGAGAAUGCCUCGACGUCUGUAUCCGCCGGCGAAGAACCUGAGCCUCAUCACGCACAUUCCGUUGCCGCUCUCGAUGGCGAGCUCGAACAAGAGGCGCAAAAUGAAGGCGCUUUCAACCCCGAGACGGGCGAGAUCAAUUGGGACUGCCCAUGUCUGGGUGGAAUGGCUCAUGGGCCAUGUGGACCAGAAUUCAAAGAGGCCUUUUCAUGUUUUGUCUUCUCGACCGAGGAGCCCAAGGGUAUGGACUGCAUAGACAAGUUUCAGAACAUGCAACAAUGCUUCCAGCGGUACCCAGAAGUCUACAAAGGUGAGCUUGAAGAUGACGAGGAACUGGAUGCAGGACUAGAGGCGGAGAGACAGGAGUUGGUAAAUGAGAUUGCGGAGAGGAAAAGGCAGCAGCAAGACGGACAACCACAACGUAGACUCUUGGAGGAACCUGUUUCAACUCCGGCAACGGGUUCGGGGAGGAAAGCAAAGAAGCCGGCCAAGAGUGAUCAAAGACCUCCGCAAGAAGAGGCGAAAGUCAAGAUCCAUGACGACGAAACAUACUCUCCUGAGCGCGAGAACAUCUACGAAGGUCAAACAUCGAAACCCAUCUCGCAGCCGCAAACCAAGGCUCCUGAAGAGGCAGCGAUUCCGGAAGCACAAGUCAUCCCUGCUGCUGCUCACGAUGCCAGAAACCACACUGGGGUGGUUCCCAGAUCCAAAGAAGAGUGA